Messenger RNA from Clupea harengus (Atlantic herring), 5010 nucleotides. RefSeq names its product zinc finger protein 319a (gene znf319a). Gene Ontology annotation, cellular component: nucleus. The record is from RefSeq and is a predicted model, not a curated record. Lineage: Eukaryota; Metazoa; Chordata; Actinopteri; Clupeiformes; Clupeidae. Gene Ontology annotation, biological process: regulation of transcription by RNA polymerase II. Gene Ontology annotation, molecular function: DNA-binding transcription activator activity, RNA polymerase II-specific; RNA polymerase II cis-regulatory region sequence-specific DNA binding.
AUCCAACAUUUCACACAACACAACGGAACAUAGCUGGUGGAGUAUUCUGGCUCACGCUCUGUAAAGUUUGAGACUGUUAUCUUAUGACCACUGCUUUAAAAAUAUAUUAUAUAUUACUCAACAGUUAGCAUCUUUUAACAGUUUGCAAGACAUCUUUGAAAAUGCUGAGUGCCUUUUUACUUGAAAAAUCAUCCCAGCAAGCAGGCUUUGUUUAGGUAACAUCCUGAGGUCAUAGGCUGGGGCAUGGAACGAUCUGUCUCUAUCCCAAUACAUAUUUGAACUGAUAAAACUAGAAAAGGCUGUUUACUUUAGAGUUGGCUUAUUAAAUCUGAUGAGCCUGAGGAGAUUUUUACAGCAUGUUUGUUAAGCCUGUUUUCUUCUGGUGUUACUCUGUGUGAAUUUCUGCCUGUCUCUCUAUCCAGCAACAUAGGCGACAAUAGGGACAACAGUGUAAAAAUGCCAGCUUACGUUUCUCAGUGGAACCUGACUGAAAUUAUCUGAAUUACUGAAUGAUAAAACUGCUACUGUAUAUUUUAUACUACUCACCCAGUGACAUCAUCAUGUUGUGAAAUCAUUGCAUGCCAAAGCAUGCCUUUUCUUACUCAAUGAUUUAUGAGGUUGUUUCCAAGUUAUGUGGAAAAUUAAUAAAAAUGUUUGAAGUUAAUGUGUCUCUCAUUUAUCACAUGACCUGUGCUGACACGUGCAGUCUUUAUGCGAUAGUGAACUGUGUUUCUACCACAUCAAGACAGCACUGGUAUAUUACCAUUAUUUUUUUUUCUACACUGAUAUUUUAAACCAUUAUCUCCCCUAGAUGCAAGUGUAAUGCAAUUUGGCGGCAAAACAGCCAGCAUACUUGCCAACUGCAUUUGGGGAACAAAUCACUGAUAAUUAUGUGAAACAAUUACCUGAUACUCUAAGACGGUGGUUGAUAAAAUAUUUCAUCAAUCAUUUUUGCACAAACCCUUUGGAAACAAAUGGAACCUUUUAGAAACAGACAUACAAAACGGCCAGAAUGACAGAAUACAAUACAAUAAAUCACCAAAUUACAUUUGAUUUCUUCAUCUUUACCAGUGAUCUAUUGAGUUCUGUAAUUUUAAUAUCUCAAGAAUGUGUUAACUGGCACUGUUCUGUUUCCGGUGAGUGCAUUCACAAUGGUCUCUCGUCUCGUCGUCUGCAAACUUGCACAAUAUUCUCUCCAGUAUUCUCGUCUUUGAAGAUUCUGAAUACAGGGUGGCCGUGUUCGGGGGCAGGUCCACGGAUUCGGAUCACCAUCUGGGCCGCAAGCCCUCGGAGAAAUAGUAUUCGCCCACCUACAUGCUAUUUAACCGAAUUGCCAUGGAUCAUCGAACGGCGAGAUAGAGGGGGUUUUGCCUGUAAAGGACACACUCUGCACUAGGGGAACAUCUUGUUCGUAACAUUAAUUACACAUGGUGUCGGUGUCCCAAAAAUAAAACAGGUGGCUCUGACACAACAGUGCACUUGGACAGUCAUACUUUCGGUUGCUCUGUGGGUGGCCUGGUCCUCACUUCCCCCAUCAGGGACAUCUUUCAUGAUCCACGGUCCACCUUUAUCAUCUUCAAAACUGAAUCCAUACGUGCGCAGCGGUAGGAUGUCGGAGGCAUGGCAGCAGCAUGCUGUGGUGCCUCCACCAGUGGUGCAUACUCUCCCCCAUGGGGCAGAGAACCCACUGGGGAGUGCGGUGUAUGGGAUAGUCCUGCAGCCAGACCCCACCCUGCCACCGCCUCCACACAGCCAGCAUGCCCAGCCACACCCAGUGCCAGCCCAGCAGCCUUCUCUGCAAGUGGGUAGUGAGGGCAGCCACAAGUGUGGCGCUUGUGGCCAUGAUAUCUCACACCUGGCCAACCCGCACGAGCACCAGUGCAUGGUGAACCAGGAUCGCUCUUUCCAGUGCACACAGUGCAUGAAGAUCUUCCAGCAGGCGACAGACCUCCUGGAGCACCAGUGUGUGCAGGUGGAGCAGAAGCCUUUCGUGUGCGGGGUGUGCAAGAUGGGAUUCUCCCUGCUCACCUCACUGGCGCAGCACCACACAGAACACACUGGAACCAACCCAAUGAAGUGCUCCAUCUGUGAGAAAACAUACCGCCCCGGCUCCUCUGGGCAUCCUGGCUCCUCGUCGUCUGCCAACACUGGCGAGGGAUCGUCUACCUCGACGUAUGAUGGUUCUACUUCUCACCGACCUUACAAGUGCUCCGUGUGCCACAAGAGCUUCCGUCACCUGUCCGAACUGUCGCGUCACGAGCGUGUGCACACGGGCGAAAAGCCCUUCAAGUGCACAGUUUGCGACAAGAGCUUCAGUCAGGCCUCUCACCUGCAGCACCACCAACGCACACACAGCUCCGAGCGCCCCUACAAGUGUGCUGUGUGCGAGAAGACCUUCAAGCACCGGUCCCACCUGGUGCGCCACAUGUACUCCCACUCCGGCGAGCACCUGUUCAAGUGCAACCUGUGCGAGAUGCACUUCAAGGAAUCCUCCGAGCUGCUGCACCACCAGUGUCAGCCGGCCGGGGACCGCCCCUUCCGCUGCAGCUCAUGCGACAAAGGCUUCAAGCGCCAGUCCGACCUGCGCCAGCACGAGCGCACCCACUCAGAAGACCGCCCGUUCCAGUGCGAGGAAUGUCAGAUGAGCUUCAAGCAGCAGUAUGCCCUGGUCCGCCAUCGCCGCACGCACAAGAAUCCGGCUGACCGGCCAUUCAAGUGCAACCUCUGCGACAAGGGUUUCCUGCAGCCUUCCCACCUGUUGUACCACCAGCACGUGCAUGGCAUUGAGAGCCUGUUCAAGUGCGCCGCCUGCCAGAAGGGAUUCAGCCAAUCGGGCGAGCUGCUGAAGCACAAAUGCGGUGCGGCUGCCUCGACGUCUGAGAAGCCCUACAAGUGCGACGUGUGCGGCAAAGGUUACAAGAAGUCCUCAACGUUGCAGCGUCACCAGAACAAUGCACACUGCACAGAGAAACCGUUGAAGUGCUCGCUCUGUGACCGCCGCUUUGUGUCGUCCUCGGAGUUUGUGCAGCACCACUGCGACCCUGCCCGAGAGAAGCCGCUCAAGUGCUCCGACUGUGAAAAGCGCUUCAAAUACUCCUCGGAGAUGCAGCGCCAUAGGCGUGUCCACACAGGUGAGAAGCCCUUUAAAUGCCCGACCUGUGACAAGGGCUUCAAGCAGCGCGAGCAUCUGGCCAAGCAUGGCAGCGUCCACUCCAGAGAGGCCCAGUUUAAAUGCGUGUGGUGUGGAGAACGCUUUGGAGAUCUGUGCGCUCUCCAAGAGCAUACCGUCCAGCACACUGCAGAAGGAGGAGGAUACCCUGUGGCCCCCUGCAUACAGUAAUGGCUUACACGUGUCUCAGAAUAAAUGAACUCAUAAACUCACGUAGUACCUUUGCUUCCUUGAUAGUUAGAAUUCCAGUGUUACACAGGCCAUGUAUUCACACACUGCCUGAUUAUAUCAAUAUGCUAGUCUUAUGCACUUCUUACAGAUCAACUUCUCUGCCUCCUCCUUUUUGGUUGUUUCUUCACAAAGGAAAUAUCUGAAGCACAAACUUUUAAGAAUUGUGGAAAAUCAUUUCUUACACUGUGCUGUUAACGUGGCAGCCAUAUUGUCUGUAAUGGUCUCCUGUGACAUGUGCAGUACUUUCUUGGCCUCUCAUCCAAAUCCUGAAGGUGAACGUAUGGGCUACCAAUCUUCAAGUGCCAUGAACACAGACACAAUAGAAAGCACUUAUGUAUUUUAUCGUAUUGAUCAUAUAUUGUGGACUUAUUUUUUACCUGUGAACAAUGACAUCAAUGUCCUUUCAUUGUGAUACAAGUGAAGAUGCUUGUAUUUCUUGUAACCUAUCCAGUGCUAUGAUGCUACCCCCAAAACCAAUGGAUAUCUUUGCACGAAUGUACAAUACAUAUGUAUUAAAAGGUGUGUUCACCUGAUUAUUGAUGAAGCUGGCAUACUAGUCUAUAGGUAAAAGAGGUAAAUUGUUCAUGUUGCUCUAGGAAGUGCUUAAGUGUAUUACAUCACAGGUAUUGUAAAAUAUGCUCCUUAGUACAGACUCAGCAGUGUGUUCCUUCAACAGUUUCCGCCGUUCUGCUUAUUGUAAGUUGGUAGGUUUGAUUCCUCGUACCUGUCGCAUUUUGAGAAGGGGGUGUUUGUGGCAAAUAUGAAGCCACAAGGACAAACCAAACAGGACAAGAAAAUAAGCAUCUCUGUUCUGCAGUAGCUGAGUUAAUGUCAAAAUGUCUGUAAAUAGAUGUGUUAUAACAACUCUCACAGACAAUGGUAGAAUUUGCAUAGUAUCUGUGUUAUAUCAGCUGUGAAAUGUGCAAAAUUCAUUUCUACUCUUCCUGUUUGUUUUUUCUCUCAUGUGAAAAUGUUAAGCAUGACUUUACGCUCUCUUUCUCAGCUCAUUCUGGAUCAUCUCUGCUGCCCCUAGUUUGUUCCUCCUUCCAGUCUUCAAAUGCAGGUCUACUUACAGCUUUAGAAAUGUUAUUGAGUAUCCUCUGUUCAUGAGGUAUUUUAUAGAAAAUGCAUACUUUAAGUGUGCAUACAUAAAAGUGGGGCAACUUGAUACAUUUUUUUUUUUUACUUGUAACAGUGCUUAUGUUUCUGUGUUUCUUGUUUCUCUGCUCCAGAAAAGAUUGUGAUUUUUUUUUCAGUAAUAAUGUCAAUAUUUGUGUUUCUGUCUGGUAAUGUGUUAAAAAAGAGAAGAAGAUUUUUAUAAGCUGACUGAACAUGUAAAAAUGAUUGUGACAUUAAAGGGAGCUUUGAGUUAUUAGGGAUUGAGCUUAAGCCAAAGGACUGUAUGUGACCUGUUGCCACUCAAACACUAGUAUCGGAAUCUCUAGCAUGGUCGUACUUGAUUUCAUAACAUUGUGUUACAACUUUUAUAACUUUCUGGAAAACUAUGUGUAGCCAUGUAACGUGAGUGAAAUGUACAAGUGAUCGUCAACAUACUGUAUGUAAUCAUCAUCAAGUACUUAGCAUUAACAAAUAAACAUUUUUUCACGAAA